Molecule: messenger RNA, 663 nt
Organism: Lasiosphaeria miniovina
Lineage: Eukaryota; Fungi; Ascomycota; Sordariomycetes; Sordariales; Lasiosphaeriaceae
Exons: 1
Coding region: 112-516 (134 amino acids)
Source: RefSeq, a predicted model, not a curated record
GAUGGCAAUGUGGUAUUCGAUAGUCAAUCCAACGUCGUUCGUCUGGCUUACGCUUUGGGGAUCUGGUAGCUGUGCAAGCCACACGCGACAGGCGAGGUCGAGCCGAGCUGCAUGCGCUUGUGCUACCUUCUGUCCUGCUCUCUCGUUGAGUGGGCGGCGGCGAUUGAUCGAUUGAUGGGGGCGUUUUGCAGGGGGCAAGCAUUGGUCCAAAAUCCAACCUGGAACCUUAUUAUUGGGAGCCGAAGCGGUGGGGCGGCGUGGUUAGUGCGUCAUUGGAUUUCGCGUUUGAAGCGUAUUUUCCCAACCGUGCCCAGUCCCAGUCCCACAGCGCUCCGACAAGCGCUCCCCCGUUCGGACCGCCCACCAGUCGACUGCAGGCCGGCAGGGCACCGACGCAGCCGGGCCCAGCCAACCUCACCGCCCGGACGAAAUCUGAGGUCAUCUCUUGGGUCAAAAGUCUGUCCGUCUCGCUUUUGCAACUGCUUCAAGCAAGCCCUGCAUUGCAUCUGCAGCUAAGAAAGCAAAAAGCGAACGAGAAAGGAAAAGAAGCGGUGCAACAAUGGAUUCCAUCAUCGACCUCUCCGAUGCCUCGCAGGCUCUCGACCUCUCGCGCAUCCGCUACCAGCUGAUGUAGGCCAAGGACCCUCCUUCCAGUUCGUGGAA